This is a messenger RNA of Danio aesculapii, 4643 nucleotides long. RefSeq names its product erythroid differentiation regulatory factor 1 (gene edrf1). Gene Ontology annotation, biological process: positive regulation of DNA-templated transcription. Gene Ontology annotation, molecular function: protein binding. The coding region runs from base 170 to 3892 and encodes 1240 amino acids. The transcript is spliced from 25 exons. The record is from RefSeq and is a predicted model, not a curated record. Lineage: Eukaryota; Metazoa; Chordata; Actinopteri; Cypriniformes; Danionidae.
CUUAAAGGAGCGACAUGCUGGUCUGUGUUGUGCUGUAGUGAAUAUGCAGUGUGUUGUCAGGAUGGCAUAUUUAUGAUCAGUUUCGAUCUAUAAGUAGAAAAAUAAUCGACUGUGUGUGUUUGAAACGUUACCGUGGCGUGAUUCGUGGUUUUGUGGAGCUUCUGGAUGGAUGAGUGUGCUGAAUAUGAGCUCUCAGGAUAAGAAGACAGACACAGAUCUCAGACAGGAGGAGGAUCACAGCAGCUCUGAAGACAACAAGCAGGAGGGGGUUAUUUGUCUGGGCAACAAUGAAGUGAAGAGUCGUGCAGUAGUGAAGUAUUCGGCUGCUCCUCCUCCCUCUUCCUAUGCAUUACUACAAGAGAAGACUGACCUCAAGCUGCCACCAGCAAACUGGCUGCGGGAAAAUGCUCAGCUGGGACCCGCAGGGACCACCAUACUCGGAUCCAGCCGGAAAAGCAAACCCUUCUCCAGUUUUGGGAUGGCGUAUGACUUCAUCGACUCUAUAGGUGAUGAUGUCGAUGUUGUGUCUGAUUCAGAGAACAUCAAGAAGCUGCUGAAGAUUCCCUACAGUAAAUCUCAUGUCAGUAUGGCUGUUCAUCGAGUUGGCAGCACUUUACUGUUAGAUGAACUGGACAUUCAGGAGCUCUUCAUGAGGUCAUCACAGACUGGUGAUUGGACGUGGCUGAAGGAGUUUUACCAGCGUCUCAUUGACCAAAAGUGGCAGAGAAAGAAGAAAAGUAAAGAACACUGGAACGAGAAGGCCAUCCUCUCCAAAUUUCUCUAUUACAGUAUUAACAGUGAUGGGACUGCAGUGUCUGUGCCGUCAGAUACAGACCAAACAGGAGACGAGGGUUGUGGGACGGGAACUGAUGGACCGUCUUGGCCUGCGACUUUCAGCAGCUCCACCACUGAUUCAGAAGAGUCUGCACUGCCUAAAGAAGAGCAGGUGGACACAUACGCUUUAGGUCACGUGUCUUCAGUUCCCAAAGAACAAAAUCUUCCCACACUGUUUAAUGAAGGAGAAAACAGUCAGGGUUUGAGGAAUGACUUUGUCAGGAAUAUUUUAUGGACAUUUGAGGACAUCCACAUGCUUGUGGGUUCAAAUAUGCCAAUUUUUGGAGGUGGACGAUAUCCAGCAGUCAGUCUACGUCUCAGGGACAACAACAAACCAAUCAACGUUCUCACAGGAAUUGAUUACUGGCUGGAUAAUUUGAUGUGUAACGUACCAGAGCUGGUCAUGUGCUUUCACGUCAAUGGCAUUGUUCAGAAAUAUGAAAUGAUAAAAACAGAGGACAUCCCCAAUUUGGAGAACUCCACGUUCUCCACACGGGUUGUUAAAGACAUUGCACAAAAUAUCCUGUCAUUCCUGAAAUCAAACUGUACCAAAGAAGGACACACGUACUGGCUCUUCAAGGCCAGCGGGAGUGACAUUGUGAAGCUGUACGACCUCACUACACUGUGUGAAGAAGCGGCCGAGGAGAAAUGCCAGAAUCCCUUCACACUUCCAGUAGCCGUGCUUCUCUACAAAGUGGCCUGCAACAUGAUGCUAAAGAAGAGCCAAAACAGGAAAAUUUAUGGGACGAUCAGAACUCUACUGCUUAACUGUAUCAAACUGUUGGAUGAGGACAGACAUCCACAGAUCAUCGCUUCGGCUCACUACAUGCUGGCAGAGCUGUUUCAGCUGGAUGACGUGAGUGAAGACGAAGGCAACGGGGAAUCGCUGAGAGGAGGAGGAUCUGAAGACAGCUACAGUGAUGAAGAUGAGGAGGAUGACGAGGAAGAUGAAGACGAGAGAUGCUCCUACAGCACUGCCUCUGAACCGCAGCACGACUCCAAAGCUGUGGCCGUCAUCAAGUCAGUCGGAGAGCUGUCGGUUCCAGAGAAAUACAAGAGCACGCAUCAGAUCAGACCAAACUUUGCAUAUCCUGUUUCACAAGACAAGGAGGAGAAGUGCCGACUGGUUCUCAGCUAUGUUUUGAAAGGUCUGAAAGCAGUGGACAGCAGCAUAAAGAAAGAGAGUGACCUUCCUGCAGCUGACCCCAGCACACCUAUCCCACUAAAAUAUGAAGAAAGAAGUCCGAAUGGCGCUAUAGAGGUGGAGCAGGAGAUUGCUUUACUGCUGGACAGAGUUGGCCCGUGUAAUGAAGAGCUGAAGGUGCCAACACGCUCCGGGAUGUUACCAGGCACAUGGCAGCAUCGCAUGAAACUCCAGCUGUUCCUGAAAGCAUCAAAAGCAUAUUACGUCCUAUCAGAUGCUGCAACGAACCUGCUGAAGUACGGCCGGGCACUACGCUACAUAAAACUGGCUCUGCAGUGUCACGAUGCAUACUGCUCUAUUAGUGGUGGUCUCCACCCACAGGUGCUUCUGUUCCACUGUCAGUGUCUGUCUCUGUGUGGAGAUGUUCAGCUCAUGUUGGCCCAGAACGCAUCAAACAGAGCUGCGUAUCUAGAGGAGUACAGCUAUCAGACCAAAGACGACCAGGAGAUCCUCCACUGCCUGCACCGCGAGAGCUCCUGCCAAGCCUUCAGCAUGGCCACUGAUCUGGCCCUGGACCCUGAGUACCAGCUGAUCGUCAGCUGCAAGUGUUAUGAAGCCGCUCAUGAUCUUUUGACGUCAGGAGUCCUGAAAGACCAGGCACAGGAGCAGCUGGGUCAGGUGCUGAAACGUCUUGGGAACAUCCGAAAUGAGAUGGGCGUUUUCUACAUGAACCAGGCUGCAGCCAUGCAGGCAGAGAAAGAAGGAGUGCGCAGGAGUGUGUGUGUGGCCGAGCAGGAGCUGUGGAAGAAGAGUUUCUCAUGUUUUGAGAAGGGCAUGCAGUAUUUUAAUGCUAUUUCAGAUCUGGUGAACACAGCGCUGCUGCUGUGUAACAUAGGCCGUCUCAUGCGCAUCUGUGCUCAGGCCCACUGCGUCACCACUUCAGAGCAGAGCAGAGGAGAGUUUUCACCUGAAGAGACUCUCUAUUACAACAAGGCCAUAGAUUACUAUCAGAGAGCGCUGAAGGCUCUGGGCUGCAGAGAGAGUCACUCCGCUGUCUGGGACUCUGUUAACUGGGAACUGUCUACAACCUAUUUCACACUGGCUACACUCCUGCAGGAUUACGCUCCACUGUCCCGCAAAGCACAGGAGCAGAUCGAGAGGGAAGUGACCGAGACCAUGAUGAAGUCUCUGAGAUACUGUGACCUGCAGACGGAGUCCGCUCGCCAGCCUCUCUACCAGUACAGAGCAGCCACAAUCCAUCACAGACUAGCUUCAAUGUACCACAGCUGCUACCGCAACCAGGUUGGAGAUGAGAGUGAUCGUAAGCAGCACAAAGCUCUGGCAGAGCAGCAUUACAGUAAAGCCGUGCGUCUCUUUGUGAAUCUGAGUGAUGCUCCGUGUGAAUUGCUCCGCACACUUCUGGAGAGAGUGGCCUUUGCUGAGUUUACCAUGGCAGGUCAGAACAGCAGUGCUGUGAAACUGAAGACUCUGACAGGAGCUCUGGAGAUCAUGUGUGAAACACGACAUGCGUUCAGACUCAUUCAUAAAGAGCUGCUGGAGCAACAAGAAAAUACAACGACAGCUGAAGACAAACCUGAAGAAGUCCAUGAUGGUUCAGAAAGUUCCUCUUCCUCUGAGCUGAACACAGAAGAGGUGGUGAAGUUAAUUGGCAUCUUCGAGCCCAGUUUCUCCUUCCUGUUACUGCAAGUGAUUAAACUCAGCUCUGCAAGCAAACGAAAACUCAGUGGUAAAGAAGAGGAGCAGGUUAAGGUCUACAAGAACGUCUAUUCUCGUCUCUUACGGGCCGAAAAGUCUGUUCCACUCAUGCAGCGGGUUUCGCUUUUCCUGGAGCUGCUGGAUCAGCUGAAUCCAACAUCUGGAAGUGAAGAACCAAGAUCAUCAUCAUCAUCAUGAGAAUAAAAUCCAGCUGGCUUAAUCAAUCUAGAGGAUUUUUCAGCCACAUGAACCUAUUAAUGCCAAGCAUGCCACAGUUUCACUGAAUCAAUCGUACUUUCACACGAGCAAGUGACUUUGAAUCAAAAUGUGAACUAUGACCCUCACCAGCAGUGUCUUUCUUAUGCCCACCACAUUGUGCUGGACUCUCAAUGAGAUUUCUUUUUUUCUUUAAUGAAAACAUUGUGAUAAUAAACCCAAAUUGUGCAGUUGUUUGUAUAACAGAUAUUUAUUGCCAAUGCGACAAUAUGUGAAUCUGUGGUUUUGUUUUACACUUUUUAUUGGGAAGCACACUUACAGGCUUUUUUCCCCACUUAUGCAUAAAUAAGCUCAUGAACUUUAAAAAAUGCAGGUUUUUGAAUUAUUAAAAUGUGCAAUAACUUAGCAAAGGUCAAUGCAACAAGGAUGAUGAUCCAGAUACAGUAUUGUGAAUAAUUGUGAUGGCUUGGCUUUUCAAAGUGUUUAAUAAAUUUCCAAGCUGUUCAAAGUCAGUGCUAUCAUUACACACACACACACACACACACACACACACAAAGCCUUUUAAUAAAUAUAACCCUCUGGUAUUGAUAAUUUAAGAAACAUACAUGUGUUUUGACAUCAUUUUUGAGUUAAUUUUGCAACUGCAUUAUUGACCUUGGUAUCUAAAAGAUUGAAACCCCGUCGUUCAGUUUUACCCCUGCUUUUUUGUAUUUUUACGACCUUUUACUAAUAA